Molecule: messenger RNA, 3009 nt
Organism: Engraulis encrasicolus (European anchovy)
Lineage: Eukaryota; Metazoa; Chordata; Actinopteri; Clupeiformes; Engraulidae
Product: protein-serine O-palmitoleoyltransferase porcupine-like
Exons: 12
Coding region: 16-1221 (401 amino acids)
Biological process (GO): protein palmitoylation; lipid modification; Wnt protein secretion
Cellular component (GO): membrane; endoplasmic reticulum
Molecular function (GO): Wnt-protein binding; palmitoleoyltransferase activity
Source: RefSeq, a predicted model, not a curated record
AGACUCGGUAAGGCCAUGGGUGUGAACCACCUGAGCACGGUGGGCGGAGGCUUCUACGUGCUCUACCUCUUCUUUCAGCUGCACAUGGUGUGGGUGGUGCUGCUCAGCCUGCUCUGCUACCUCAUCCUCUUCCUCUGCCGGCACUCCACCAUCCGCGGCACCUUCCUCUGCAUCACCGUGCUCAUCUACCUGCUGCUGGGGGAGGCUCACAUGACAGACACCACCACUUGGCAUAAGAUGAGAGUUUCCCAGAUGGUGGUUGCCAUGAAGGCCAUCUCGCUGGCCUUUGACCUCGACCGAGGGGUGGUGGAGAGCGUCCCGUCCCCGGUGGAGUUCAUGGGCUACAUCUACUUUGUGGGUACGGUGAUCUUCGGACCCUGGAGCAGCUACAACAGCUACAAGGAAGCCGUGGAGAGUAGAGAGCUGAGUUUCGCAUGGCUCCGGAAAACCUUCACCAGCUGGGCUAAGAGUGGGUUCUGCCUGCUCGUCUCAAACUGUGUGGCUCCUUAUCUCUUCCCCUACUUCAUUCCCAUCUCCACUGACAAACUGCUUCGGUGGCUGCUGGGUUACGAGAACACCCUCUCCUUCCACUUCAGCAACUUUUUUGUGAGUUACCUCAGCGAAACCACCGCCACUCUGGCCGGCGCUGGCUUCACAGUGGAGAAGGAGAACCUCAAGUGGGACUUGACUGUGGCUAAGCCACUGAGCGUGGAGUUCCCCAGGUCCAUGGUAGAGGUGGUGACGUCAUGGAACCAGCCCAUGUCCUCCUGGCUCAACACCUAUGUUUUUAAAAGUGCUCUGAAGUUCGGCAGUUUCACUGCCAUCCUCAUAACGUACUCAGCGAGUGCUUUGCUUCAUGGUUUGAGCUUCCAUCUCGGGGCUGUUCUGUUAUCUCUGGGCUUCAUUACGUAUGUGGAGCAUGGGCUAAGGAAAAGGCUGGCCACUGUCUUUAAUGCCUGCGUCUUAUCCAGACCAUGCAAGCCAGACUGCAGUCAUGCACACAAGAAGGGCUGGUGGGUGCGCCUCCUAAACCUGCUCUUCAGUGGCCUGACUCUCCUUCAUCUGGUCUACCUGGGCUCGGUGUUCGACUCCAACUCAGAUGACAUGGACGAAGAGGAGGACAGCAUAGCCAAUCACACCAUCAGGAAGUGGACGGAGCUGAGCUGGUCCAGCCACUGGGUCACCUUCAUCAGCUGGGUGCUCUACCGCAUGGUCCUCUAAUAUCACAAGCACAACAGCACAUCAGCAGCAGCAGCAAAGAACCAAGGGAGAACAGUCACGUCUAUGGGACCAGGACUGCAGAAAACCAGGGUAGAGAAGAGAAGAAUGCAGAAGAGAAGAGAAGAGUGGAGGAAAAAGGACAGUAGAAAGCAAUACAUGAAGCAACUUUAUACCUGCUUCGGUCCCGCCCUGUUUUAGAGGCAAACCUCUAUCCAUCUGUCUAUCUACUGCAUCUAUGUAUCUACCGGGACACAGGCCUUGAAGACUGCACUGUGAAGUAGUACUACACCUGAACUGCGCAACACCAACACAGACAUCGCAAACACUGAACUGCACAAGACAGACAAUGUAAAUAGACACACACACACACGAGCACACAUGCACAUACACAUACACACUUCCUUCACCCCUAACCUUGUCAACAACCAACUGAAUCACAGUAACGCUGCUGAAAACCCCCGACCCUUACUUGCCAGUAUUGCACAAUGAAGAACCAGGAAGACACACUGGCCCUUGGCAAACACUACAUCACCUUCACUACACCACCUAGACUCCAUUUAACUCCACUUUAGCUCUCAAUAUUUUACUCUCAUUCAUUGUCGUUUUUUUACGUGCUUGUUACAAGAGGAUAUAUUGAACAAAUCCAUCUGUUUACAGUUUGCACAGAUGAAUUUAUGUGAGGUGACUUGAACAAGCAUACCUUUAAUUCUGAACAGGAAGAAAGAAAACCAGUAUUCUCUGACAUCAUCAUAGCAUUAAUGUUUGAACUGGAAUGGUUGAACUUGAUUUGCCAGAGUGUGUAAGGGAUUAUUAGAUAGACAAGACAGGGACCUCAGUUACAGGUUCCUUGCAGUUCUGGUGAUAGUUCCGGCGAUAGCAUCCAAGUGUGGUUCUUCUUCAGUGCUUUUCCUGUGGAACCCUUUUGCUUAUCAGGCAUCUUCUUCGCUUUCAGUGGUCUACAAACUACAAACAGAGUUGACCCACAUAGCGGGGUGUUAAGAACCGACCUUUGGGCCAGGCACCACUUCAUAACACUUUCAGAAUGGCACGUCAAUUGGAUCAGAACCAAGGCACAUGUGGUCAGUAGCCAGUGCUGCUGAUGUGUGCACCUAGUGUAUAGACUGGUGUGGGGGGCCCUGGGGUCAACUGCUCCCACUGUUGUUCAGCUGAGUGACUCACAUUGGUGCAGCAUGCAGCCCUGCUUUCGAGAGAGGCACCACUGUCUGUCUCUCUCUGCCUUAGGCUUACACAUACACACAGCACCAAGCUACUCCACUCAACCGUGUCAAUGGCGCUAUAAAUAGCAGCCUAGUUGACUAGUUUUGGGGGAGCGUUUUUCAAGCAGACUGAAACAGGUACAGUAGUUCAGAAUCUGGCUGCAGCUCUGACUUGAACGCGAUGGUGUUGUCAAUGUGAAAUGAGGUUUUCCAGGUCAGUGAGAAACCACAUGUUGUUCAGAGACAUCCCACCAGUUGAUUUAUUCACGCAUAUCACCCUGCGACUAAAGCAAUCAGGUCAGUUCCAGAAUUGUAGCAAAGCCACCAGUGAACACACCAACUCGGUCUAGAGUGUCCUCCACGCUAACAUAACGAGACACACAGCCACAUUUAUUUUCUAGCUAUAUGCUGUGUACUUUAAGACAGGAGUUCAGGGCAGGGAUUUUCUCACUUCUACAGCAUUGCCAUUGUCUUUUUUGUCUGUCCUCAAAGCAUUCUGGUGUGGUUUCAAAAGAAUUUAACUGUAAUAUUGUUGAUUAGAUAGUUCAGUUUAUUCAUAUUCACAUCAAUU